Messenger RNA from Lactuca saligna, 330 nucleotides. Lineage: Eukaryota; Viridiplantae; Streptophyta; Magnoliopsida; Asterales; Asteraceae. The record is from the annotation of a GenBank genome assembly.
AUGGCGGAUUCUUUUCUCUCAUCCAUUGCUACCUUUCAUACAACCAAAGUAAUAGUCACCGAUCCAACCAAGUUCCCAUUUAUUGGAUCCAUUCCUGAAGCAAUGAUCGGUCGUAUCUCUGCGUCGAGUAACGUUCUCCAACAGUACAGGAAGUGUCCAUCGUCAGGCCCAAGGGAGCUCACGCCAACAAUGAUUCGAUCUAUCGAAGAGGCUGACAAGCCUGCCAAAAGGGGGAAGAAGCUUGAUACUCAGAAGGAUGGACCUAUCUCUAAAGCAACCAAGGGGCAGACCCCCAAGAAACGAAAGUCCGACAAGGAUGAUACGUCAUAG